AUGGGUAAAAAAUUUAAUCAUUCAGAAAUAUUUCCUAAUAACCCAAUGCUCAUGUGUAUAUGCGGUAGUUCCGGUUCUGGGAAAACUCAUCUCACUUUUAACAUGUUGACAACACCAAACCUUUUAGAUUUCGAUUCUUUGUAUAUCUACACAGCAACACCUGGGCAAUCAUAUUAUCAAUUCCUCAAAGCUUUAGAAUAUUUACCAAAGAAAGAUGUUCAAGACAUAUUUCAAUAUUACGAAGAAAACGAAGAAGAAAUGGAAAUAAAAGAUAUCAUAGAUAACUUCAUUAAAGCAAAGAAUCCAUCUUUCAAUCCAACGGAUAUAAAAGUUUUUCUUACGAAAAAUGUUAAUGAUCUAGAUUUGUCUAAAAUUGAUAGCGAGCGAAAGAACUUAAUGUUGUUUGACGACUGCGUAGCGCAAAGAAAUCAAGCUGUUCAACAUGAAUUCUUCACGAAAGGAAGACAUCACAACUGUCACUGCAUAUACCAAUCCCAAUCUUUUAACGGGGUGGAUUCUAUGUUCAUUAGAAAAAAUGCGAAUUGUUUUUUAUUAUUUGAAUUAAACGACAAAGAUUUAUCUCAAAUCGUUCAAUCGAUAAAUCACAGAAUGGACAGAGAUGCAUUUAAAAAGGAGUUAGGUGAUUAUGCUGAAGACAACAAUUCAAUCACAAAAGAAAUAGACGAAUUCGAAGAUAUGGUAUCUGGAGAAGGUAUAACGUUUUUAUCCGACAACAACGAGGAACUACUUAAUAGAUUACGAGUAAUAUUAGCGGCAAUGAAGGAAGGACAUCGAUCACACAGACAAUAUAAUGAAGUAAAUUGUAUAUUAAAAAGACUCCUAGAGAAGGUAUCAUAG
This is a messenger RNA of Lottia gigantea (owl limpet), 858 nucleotides long. RefSeq lists its product as hypothetical. The transcript is spliced from 2 exons. Bases 1 to 858 code for a protein of 285 amino acids. The record is from RefSeq and is a predicted model, not a curated record. Lineage: Eukaryota; Metazoa; Mollusca; Gastropoda; Lottiidae.